Messenger RNA from Ahaetulla prasina, 10509 nucleotides. It is a transcript of the gene MYPN, whose product is annotated as myopalladin. Bases 223 to 4320 code for a protein of 1365 amino acids. The record is from RefSeq and is a predicted model, not a curated record. Lineage: Eukaryota; Metazoa; Chordata; Lepidosauria; Squamata; Colubridae. The transcript is spliced from 21 exons.
UCGUGACAGGUUGUCCAGCUCCUUACAGCUAUCUUCCCUCAAAACAUAAAGUUAACUUUUAUUUUCUGACCGAUGGAGUCAAUUAUUUGAAGUUAUUUCAGUGCCAAAGAACCUGAAGAAGCACCAUCACUUUGGUUACUUUUAAUCUCUUACUUAGGAAUCAUUGUCCACUGUGCCAGAGUGCCAGAGUUGGAUUUCAACAUCUGGAGGAAUUAGAAAAGCAUGCAAGACAAUACUUCUGAAUCUUCAACUUCAAUAACUCAACUUCUGAGAGAGAGCUAUUUAGCUGAAAACAGCCGUCCAGGUAAUAGUGAAAGGAGUAGAUCAGAAUCUUCUCUGAAUUCUGUCCAUUCUGGGUGUACCUCCAGGGCUUCUGAUGAGGUAACCGGCCAGGAUGAACUUCCAGAUCUUUCUGCCUUUUUGAGCCAAGAAGAGCUAGAUGAGAGUGUUAAUUUGGCCAGGCAAGCUAUCAAUCAAGAGCCACCUGAGAACAGCCCAGAAGAAGAGCAGCAGAUACACGUGUUCUUACCCUCCGAGUUGAAAAACUCUGAAAAUAUUAUUUCAAAGAAGCAGCAGCGCCAAUCUACAGCCUCACCAACUUCAGGCAGCCAUCCAAAGAAGCAGUCGCCAUUUGGGUCAGAGACAGAAUCAAAGAAAGAGUUGCUCAACAAGGCUGCCGAUUUUAUUGAGGAGCUCUCUUCUCUUUUCAAAGCACACAGUUCAAAAAGAAUCAGGCCCAGGACAUGCAAAAACUACAGGAGCAAACUUGAAUCUAAACACAAGGCCCACCAAGACAAUUUGUCUGAAAACAGGGAAAGGCCUUGUGUUCCAAUAUCUCAAGAGUCAGAUCAAAUCCAGCCUUUGCUGGAAAACCCAGCUUAUCCUCAACAGGCAGAUGUGGAAGUGGUCCAUACAUUAGAAAAUCCAGAAUUAAGCACAGAGUCGUCAGUCGCACCUUUUUAUUCUGAGGAGCCAAUAGGUCAACCGCCACAUUUUACUCAGAAACUCAAAAGCAGAGAAGUCUCUGAAGGAACCAAAGUGCAGUUGGACUGCAUUGUAGUAGGAAUACCAACACCUGAAAUCAGGUGGUAUUGUGAAGGGAAAGAGCUUGAAAAUUCACCAUAUAUUCAAAUCAUCCAAUCAGGAGAGCUGCAUUCACUAAUUAUUGUUGAAGCUUUUGAAGAAGACACUGGGCGCUACUCCUGCUUUGCGUCCAACAUCUAUGGGACAGACUCAACAUCUGCAGAGAUUUAUGUAGAAGGGGCCUCGUCUUCAGAAUCUGAAAGCGACAACAACAAAGAAGAAAUGGAUCGCCUUUUCCGACUUUUUCCCAGGUACCAAAACCAGAUUAAGACCUCAUCCACUGCACCUCCUCCUGCUCCCCUUCCUCCCGCUCCUCUUCUUGCUAAUUCUUCUGCAAGCCAUCAAGAAGCUAUUCAACCACAACCUUUGAUGAAACAUCCUGUCUCAGUUCCUGUGUAUCAGAAUCAGAGCCCUACUAAUUAUUUACAAGGACUGGAUGGAAGACCCCUAAUAGCUGCUCCUGUGUUCACCAAGAUGCUACAAAAUAUAUCCGCCUCUGAGGGUCAGCUGGUCGUGUUUGAAUGUCGGGUGAAAGGAGCGCCUUCUCCAAAAGUGGAGUGGUACAGAGAAGGCACAUUGAUAGAAGAUUCUCCAGACUUUAGAAUAUUACAGAAAAAACCUCGCUCCAUGGCUGAACCGGAGGAGAUCUGCACUUUGGUCAUCGCUGAAGUCUUUUCAGAAGAUUCAGGAAGUUUUACAUGCACGGCGAGCAAUAAAUAUGGGACCGUCUCCAGCUCAGCUCAUCUAAUUGUUAAAGGGCCUAUGGACCAGACAAGUAAUGCUGCUCUUCAUACCAUAAGUUCGCUCAGUUUAGUGGCUUCUGAGCACCAGCCUUCCGCGUCUACCCCUUCACUUUCAUUGGUGGAUAACCCUCCAAAACCUAAAUUGGAAAGCGUUCUGGUAAAUCACAAUGAGCCCCGGUCAAGUUCCAAAAUUGGCCUCCGUGUGCACUUUAAGCUCCCUGAGGACGAGAAGGGAAGUGAAACGUCAUCAGAAGAUGGAGGCGGACCUAAAAAUCAAGCCAGACCAAACAGUUUCCCAAAUAAAAUCAACGGACAGCCUUUUAAACUUCAGGAGCCCUCUUCACCCUCCAAAGAGCCACCACCUGUCCUGGCUAAACCUAAACUGGAUGCUACCCAGUUAAAACAACUACACAAUCAGGUGUUGUUUGAGCAACAGCAAAUCUAUCAGCCAUCUCACCCAGUUCCACCAGAGUCAUUAUUCAAUACUGGCCCAGGAAAAUCGGCUACUUUGCCCAUUCAGCACCAGCACCAGAAGCAACCUGCAUCAGCUACACACAAGCAGAACAAGGUUCCUUCUACACAGACGUUCACAUACACCCGACCUAAACAGUUCCUGGCACCUCAAAACACCUCAGCAGCCAGUAGCCCUUCUAGCUCCUCUGUGUCUUCUUUCAGCAGCGUAUCUCAAGGAACCCAGAAAACAACGAAGAAGGAAAACCUCUUAGUAUCUCCUCCACCCGCCCAAUCAAGAUCGCCAGGAGGGUUGACAAACCAAAUGGAGCAGCUUCUUCCGAGUCCCAGAGAACAUGUGUUGCCACCACUUCUGCUCUCUGUGUCUAACAUGAACCAGUUCCAGCCCCAAAAUGUGCUUCCUACACCCCUGUCUCCUACUGGUCGGAUUCAGAAUCCCGUAGCUUUCCUGAGUGCUGUUCUACCUGCGCUUCCUUCUACACCCCCAACAAAUGCCAUGGGUCUGCCUAAAUGUGCACCUGCUGUGGGAAGCCAUGGAAUGCUGAAGAAAAAUUUCAACCCUUCGCAGUCAUCAACAGAGGAUGCCAUGAAAGAUCAUAAAGACGCCGUCGUGAGAGGUUUAGAGAAACGGCUGCAUUUAUGGAAUGACGAAUCUUUCCAGAGUCAACAGAAAACAGCCUAUGAGGAAAAUCUGGCUCGCGGGCUACAGGGACCCAGCCCUCAUUCCCCAACUUUCAACUUUACCGCUGAGGAAGUAUCCCAGGAAUAUAAAAUUUCCAACUUUGAGCAGAGAUUAAUGAACGAAAUAGAGUUUCGGCUUGAACGUACCCCCGUGGAUGAAUCAGAUGAUGAGAUCCAACAUGAUGAGAUCCCUACCGGCAAAUGCAUUGCUCCAAUUUUUGACAGGAGACUCAAGCAUUUCCGUGUCCUGGAAGGAUAUCCAGCUACGUUCACUUGCAAAAUUGUUGGAAUCCCCGUACCCAAGGUAUACUGGUUUAAGGAUGGCAAACAGAUUUCGAAGAAGAAUGGACAUUUCAGAAUGAUUCGCGAUGGGGAUGGAACUUGUUCUUUACAUAUUGAAGCUACUACAAAUGAUGAUGAUGGAAACUACACAUUCAUGGCUGCCAAUCCUCAGGGAAGAAUCAGUUGCUCUGGUCGUUUGAUGGUUCAGACUCCUUCACUACGGAGUAGAUUAUCAACAACGAUCCAGUCUCACAGGGGAAGGUCCCGUGUAUCAGAAAGAGAUCGGGAACCUCUGCAGGAACGUUUUUUUCGGCCAUAUUUCCUGCAGGCACCUGGGGACAUGGUAGCCCACGAAGGCCGGCUUUGCAGACUCGAUUGCAAGGUAAGUGGCUUACCGCCACCAGAUCUGAUGUGGCUUCGGAAUGGCAAGCCUGUGUUACCAGAUGCCACUCACAAAAUGCUGAUCAAAGAAAAUGGAGUGCACUCUUUACUUAUUGAUCCUCUCAGACAAAGCGAUGCUGGAAUCUACACCUGCAUAGCCACCAACAAAACAGGACAAAAUUCCUUCAGCUUGGAACUGUCUGUUGUAGAAAAGGAAGUUAAAAAAGCCCCGGUGAUACUAGAGAGACUACAGAACUGUGGGGUACCAGAAGGACAUCCUGUCCGAUUAGAAUGUAGAGUAAUUGGGAUGCCACCCCCAAUAUUUUUCUGGAAGAAGGACAAUGAAACCAUACCUCCCCACAGGGAGAGGAUGAGUAUGCACCAAGAUGCUACCGGAUAUGUUUGCCUUUUGAUUCAGCCUGCCAAAAAAGUAGAUGCUGGUUGGUACACUUUGUCUGCGAAAAAUGAAGCCGGUAUUGUCUCUUGCACUGCUAGACUUGACAUAUACGCUCAGUGGCAUCAACAGAUAUCUCAGCCAAUCAAAUUUCGCUCAGGCAACACCCGGUAUACACACCUCACUGGACAAGGAAUCGACAUAUUCUCUGCUUUCUCCACAGUCGAGAAUUCAGCACGCUUUUCCUCUCCCUCCCAGCCUGUGGUAGAAAGUGAAGAACUGUAAGGAAAAAAACGUUCACAUUCUCCCUGAAAAUAAAGCAAUACUAGAACUGUGAAAAGGAACAGAAGGAGACACGCUGAAACAUUUAAGGUUUACAGCUAGUAUCAUUGAAAGACAGUAAAGAUCUUGAGCGCCGAGAUUUCAGUGCAGAUCAUACCACGCAGCUGUCGUGGGAUAGAAUAUCCCGUGACAACUUUUGUGCUGUGUUACUUUUGUUCCGCGGGUGAUGAAGAAAAGUGACCUAGUUUUCAGCUGUUAAAAAAGUAAAAAAACUAAUAAUAGAUGUGCCGAUUUUCCUGCUAAGAUUUUAAGGCAGUGAAACAGGCACUUGGUUAAGAUUUGGAUAGCUGUCUAAAAGGUAACAAGAUGGACCUUUGCAGCAAUGGUAGUCAUUCUGAGGAAGGAGAAACCAAACGCAGGGGCAUCUGGAAAGGGAAAGAAGCUCGAAAAAGUCAAGAUGGUGGUUUCCACCAAUCUCCCAUGACGCCAUCUUACUUUUUGGAUCCCCUACACACACACUUCUAAAUCUCUGAUUUUGAAUACUAUGUUUUAAGGGUGGCUUGGUAAUCACAAAACACAGAUCCAAUGCCAAAAAAAUAAAACUGUGAUUGAUCAGUUUGCUAAGAAUUCAUACAAAUGAAAUAAUUAGCCAACCCAAAAUUAGAUAAAUGUAGCAUUUCAGAUAGAAACUGCUUCCAAACAAUAGAAGUUUUUAAAAGAGUGACUCUUAUACUCAUGUACCUUGCACCCGAAGAGGGCUCUUAAUAUUAGUGUUAAGGUGCCCUGUUGUUAGGCUGCAGGCAUACGCUUACCUUAAAGUAAGUCCACUCAACUAUAAGAGCCUUACUUCUGAGGAAUAUGUAUAGGAUCAUACUGCAAUUAGCUAUAAAACAGCUUAUGUACCACAAAGCCCAUAUUAUAGUCAUCCCACAGCUCCCAAUGGUAGAUACAUUUUAAAGCAUGCUUAUUUUUUUUUCUUUUUCCAUAUUUAGAAAUCAAUAUUUGAACAAAAACAAAAAUGCCUUGCAUAUUGUUUUUGUUUCUUUGGCCUUUAGAUAGGAUUUUUUUUCCUAUCUUCAGAAUUCUACAUAACCUGCAUAUAUACAUACCUAUUAUCAAAAUGGGUUAGGAUAUUCCCUUUAAAUUAUAGCCUUCUUGCAGGCAUGGUUGGGUCUGAAUUAUUGCAUUUUUUUUUCCUACUUGGUGAUAAUCCUAUUCCUUUACAACAACCUCACCUCUAUUUUUCCUCAUUUUGAGCAUUCAGAGGUCAUUGUACCGAGAAUAAAAUUCAUCUGUAGAUGACACCAAUUAAAGAAAAAGGAAUUAUCAUUUAGUCCAAACUUAACAAUCAAACGUCAUUCAUGUCGGAUAUUGAUUGACCUCCCAUAUUUAAAACAAAUAAUUCAGAGGCCAUAAAGCAAAGAGGUUUUGUUAGCACAUGAUAUAAAUCAGUAUAUGCAAUUAACCAGUUUUAUUGCAUUCUGCUUUUAUUCAAUAUUCUAAAUGAAGACCUAUUAAAGUUUGAAAUACAUAUUAGCAUUUUCAGUGGUGGGAUUCAAGUAAUUUAACAACCGGUUCUCUGUCCUAAUGAUUUCUUCUAACAACCAGUUUGCCAAACUGUUCAGAAAGUUAACAACUGGUUCUCCCGAAGUGGUGCGAACUGGCUGAAUCCCACCACUGGGCAUUUUUAUGCUUAAGCUAUAACUCAGAUAUAUGAUGCUAAUUUCACUGUGAAAGAAUACAAUUAUUUCCAUCAGAUUUGCCAAAGAACUUUGUAAUACUGGGUAUUAUUAGCAGUGAAUAGUUAUUGGCUAUAUAUUUUAAACGAAGUCUCAAUCCUCUGAAAAACUACAACUAAAUUGAAAUCCAACUCAGGAUUAAAGUAUUUUGAACUUUGCACUAUUACUAGGAACUCACUGGCAUUAAUUACGGCAUUUUAUAAUCCAAUCCAAGCCUAUUUUCUUUUUGGGGUGUUUCAGGGAUGGGCUUCAAAAAUUUUAGCAAGGGUUUCUCUGCCCACUUGCUGGGUGGGCAUGGCCAUGGUGGGCGUGGCCUAGUCAGCCUUCUGCACCGUGGCGGGGGGGUCCUUUUUGCCCUCCCUGGGCUCUGGAGGCUUUCCUUGAGCCUCUGGGAGGGCAAAAACGGCCUCCCCAGGCUCUGGAGGCCUUCUGGAGUUCUUCCGCGUGCACCCUGCACUUACCUGCAUCCAAAACGGGCCACGUGGGGACUCCUGGGAGGAGGGGCAGCCAGGAAUGGGAUUUGGGGGGUUCUCCGAACUGCACAGAAUCUUAGCUAGAGGUUCUCCCGAACCCCUGCGAACCCCCCCAGCAGAAACUGGGCUGUUUCUGGGUGAGAUAGAAAAGGAGAUUUUCUAGGAAGCUGUAGUCACCACACAUUCAGAAAGGGGAAACCUGGUUUAAGUAGUUUUUCUCACUAGUGUCUUCCAUGUAUUUGGGGCUACAGCAUGCUGAAAGUUAUAAUCCUCAUGCAGCUGGAGAAUUCCAGAUCGGAGACCCCAUCCUGAGAGGUAUGUGCCUUAAAAAGAAAUUUGAAUGAAGAGAAAGUGACCUCAUCAAAAUAAUACAAGUAGACUUCAACAAAUGACCACCCAUGGGACCAGUAUAUCUGUUGCUAAGUGAUGCUGUCAUUAAAUAAGUCACCCCUGAUUUCAUGACCUUUUUCCCACAGUUGUUAAGUGAAUCACCAUUGUCAUUAAGCAAAUAUGGAUUUUCCCAUUGACUUGGUUGUGGGAAGCCCACUACGAGGUCACAAAUUGCAUUUACAUGACAUCAAGAUGCUGCAACUAGCAUAAAUACUUGCCGGUUACCAAAUGCCCAAACUUCCAUUAAAUGUCCACAGGGACACUGUGACAAUUGUAAAUGCAAGGGCUGGCUGUCAUAAGACAAUUUUUUUUCAGCACCAUCAUAAUUUUGAAUGGUCAUUAAGCACGUGGUCAUAGGUCGAGGACUAUCUGUAUGAGAUUUCCAGUAACUGUUGACCCUGGGAAUAACGUUUCUCUGACUUCUGUCAUUUCUUCCUAGUUAUCAGAAGUUAGUAUCUUGUUCCUAGGAAGGCCUGGUGCCCCGGAAAGCAUCUUCUCUGCUUUGUUAUAAAUGAAGCCGGAAUCUAAAUCUGGAUUACUCAACCUUGUCAACUUGAAGAGAUGCGCAUGCCAAUUUCCAGAAUUCCCCAGCAUACUGGCUGGGGAAUUCUGGGAGUUGGCGUCCGCACCUCUUCAAGUUGACACGGUUGAGUAAUAAAGCUCUAAGUUAAUGUGUGAUUGCCAUGAGAUCAAGCUGUUUCAUUAAAAUCCCAAAUGCUCUUAUAGAGGCAAUUGAAGCUUCCCAACUGAGCAGAAUAUGAGAAGGUUCUCUUCUAAAUUUUGAUCAAGACAACGGUUCCAAACAAGAGUUGUAAAAAUCUGUUUGGACAGGUUCAUAUUAUAAAGAAAGAUUGAAGACAUCCCUUAAGUAUUAAAAGAAAUACUGUUCUUGUACCCAGGUAGCUUAAACAGAAAUACGAUGGCAAAGAAAAUAGAAAGCGUUAUGUGAGAACAAUAAUGUAUUUCAGCAGCAUAAGGAUUCACUGAAGUCAUGCAACUUCCCACAGGUUUGUAAAAAUAAAAAAAAUAGUCUACUUUCAUAUGGAAAAUGUGCCAGGAGAAAAUUUGAGUAUGCCUGAAGAAUCAGAUAUAAAUGAAUGAAUAUCACUGGUUAAUGGUCAUGGUCAUGUAUUGAUGUACAUUUGUGAAAACAUAUAUAUCUCCUGUAGUACAGGGAAUAUGUGUGUGUGUUUUCAAGUUUAAUGAUUAUUUAAUGAAAAUAUUCCAAAAAAACCCACACAUGGACAUUUACACAACAGCAAUUCCUUGCCAUUUGAUCAGUGUUGGACCCAGCAGAAUUUAGCCAAGACAAACUGGCAUAUAGAAAAUAGCCCUUCCUUAACAUGUAUAAUUGAUAUCAAAUCAACUGAAUAGGUAGAUGUAUGUGAAAAAAAAGGUCAUUGUGGCUAUUGAUAUUGCUGAAAGACAAUAUCUUUCAGAAUUUCCAGACUUUUCUUCUUGCAGAAGACAGCUUCAUUUCUCUUUUUUUUAUUUCAUAAACUAGAACCUAAACUUUGCACUAGAAACAAGUUCUUUCCUUUUAUUCAGCCAAAGUCAUUCCUACAAAUUCCCACCAGGAAAGAAAGCUCAUGGAAGCAAAAUAAAUCUUUUUUUUUUUUAAUCCUUGCUGACUUAAUACGGAUGGUGAGUAGAUCUGUGUGCUUCCAAACCAGGGAAGCUAGAAUAAAUGGGUAUCAGUCCCUGGAAGAAUAUUCACUAUCAUAAUCAAAUCAUAUCUUUCAUAAGCCAUUCAGUCUGCUUAAAAGAGGUGGAGCGCUAUAGAACAGGAUGAAGGCAAAAAAGGAAGCGAGGAAAAGAAAUGCAUGGCUUGAAUGAAAGUGCAUUCAGGAUUGGAUGGAGCCCAAGAGCUUCUACAAAGCAGUGUUUCUCAACCGUUGUAACUUUAAGACAGGUGGACUUCAACUCCCAGAAUUCCUCAACCAGUCAUGCUGAAUGGGGAAUUCUAGAAGUCCACACAUCAGAGGUGGGUUUCAGCAGGUUCUGACCAGUUCUGGAAAACCGGUAGCGGAAAUUUUGAGUAGUACGGAAAACCGGUUGUAAAAAUUCUGACUGGCCCCGCCCCCAUCUAUUCUCUGCCUCCCAAGUCCCAGCUGAUCGGGAGGAAAUGGGGAUUUUGCAGUAUCCUCCCCCUGGGGUGGAGAGGGAAUGGAGAUUUCACAGUAUCCUUCCCCUGCCAUGGCCACCAAGCCACACCCACCAAGCCAUGCCACGCCCACCAAGCCACACCCACAGAACCAGUAGUAAAAAAAUUUGAAGCCCACCACUGCCACACGUUAAAGUUGUGAAAGUUGUGAAACACUGCUGAAAAGCAUGUCCACAUUCUUCUAUUAAUAUAUUUAUUGGGACUCUGGUUCGUUUUCUGAACCUAAUAAAUUCCAAUAAAAGAUUAGAGAAUCCAAAGUACUCUAAAAAAACCCUUUUUUGUGUGUAAGAGGAUACUACAAAGCAAAGAAAAUGCUUUUGUGCUUUGAGAUUGUUUCACAUGCAGUAUACCAGCGCCGAAUUUAGAAAGCCUUUUUCAGUGAAACCAACCAUGAAGUAUCGCUGUGUGAAAGCACAACUUCAAAAAUGUAACAAUGGGCAUAUUCUGUAGAAAUCUUAGUGAACAUUUGAAAAAAUGGAUUCACCACAAAUAAUCCUGGGGAGUCACUUGGAAUCUUCAUGUUUCUCAUAUAAGUCAGCAAAGUACAAAUAUAAUAAAUGAUAGCACCAUUGUCUUCUUAUUUCUGAUGUAAAAAUAUUUUUUAAAAAAAAUAAUAGAUCAAUUGAUCCACAACUGCUUUGUUAUAAACUCUUGAUUUGUGUCAUAGAAAGGCACAGUAUAAUAUAUAUAGGGAACUGUUGUAAAAUUCACAGCAAGACACUGUUCUGUGUGGUAAAAAAUGACUUCCUCUAUCCAGUUUAAUCAAUACCUGAAUUAAUAUAGAUGGGAAAUCAAAUGAAAUUUCCUACCUGUUAAAUGAAGUAUGUGUUGCACAACUCAAUGGCCUUACAUUCUACCAAUAUGAAGUUGUUAUUUUUUCCAUUAAAAUGGGUUUUUAAUCCUAGUAAUAUAUAAGGUACAUAUCUUUGAGGGAAAGAGGGAGGGGAAUGAGCAGUAUGUUCUAAAGUAUAUUUUAAAUGCAUAUAAUGAAAAAUGCCAAACUGUUCAGCAAAUGUGUUUUUCCUCAUCCAUUGAAUAAAUGCUUCAGAGUGGCAUUAUACAACUAUCUCUUUGCCUGUGUCCCUGGGGAACUGUUAUCCAAAAUAUUACAGAGCCAAAGGCUUUUUCCAGGUUGUCUUUAGAGUGCAAGUCAUGAUAACAGAUGAUAUCCAUUGAAGCGGGCAUGGAACACCUGUGUUCUCCCUUAAUGAGGGUGACUCACACCCCAAAGAUAGUUUCCGUGUGCAGAUCUGAAGACAAUCCUGUUGUCCUCAAGGCCCCGUGCCUCGUUUGGCUACAGAAUGUGCAUUUGGAGACAUUCUCCAAGGAAGUCUCAUCAUUGAUCAUCACCUUGAAGAAGAAGAAUUGCACCCAAACACCAAAACAUAUACCAUAUUUUUCUGUAUUUAAGACGACACUUUUACUG